AUGGGACAAGAGGGGAGCCACAACGAGGAGAUGGAUCCGGCACAGAUCCAGGAGCUGUGCAUCAUGUUCAUGAAGGAGUGCCCGAGCGGUGCCCUGCACCUGCACGAGUUCAAGAGGAUCUUCGGGGUACAGAGCAGCUCUGCAGAGGAGUCCCUCUACAUCGAGACAAUAUUCCACUCCUUCGACACAAAUCGGGAUAACACACUGGAUUUCCUGGAGUAUGUAGCGGCGCUUAACUUGAUUUUACGGGGGAAUCUUGAAGACAGACUCAAGUGGUCCUUCAAGAUGUACGACAAGGACGGUAACGGCAAGCUGGACAGACAGGAAGUGAAACGGCUCAUUAGGAUUAUUCACAAAAUCAAGCUCCAGACGAGCGACGUCAGCAUGACGCCGUCCCAGAUCUGCGACAGAAUCUUUGAGCUGGUCGACCAGAAUAACGACGGUCAGAUUACCUUGUCGGAGUUCAUGGAGGGAGCUCAGAAGGAUGAAUGGGUCAUGAACCUGCUGAAGCUGGACGUCAACGCCACCGGUUGGGUCAUCCAGAACUGCGGGAGGUUCCCGUGAUCUCCCCGUGUGUGGGUUCACCGCCCGCGGGCUUUCGUUUGAGGCUGACACAGA
Molecule: messenger RNA, 618 nt
Organism: Chelmon rostratus (copperband butterflyfish)
Lineage: Eukaryota; Metazoa; Chordata; Actinopteri; Chaetodontiformes; Chaetodontidae
Product: guanylyl cyclase-activating protein 2-like
Exons: 4
Coding region: 1-564 (187 amino acids)
Biological process (GO): visual perception
Cellular component (GO): photoreceptor inner segment; cone photoreceptor outer segment
Molecular function (GO): calcium ion binding; calcium sensitive guanylate cyclase activator activity
Source: RefSeq, a predicted model, not a curated record